Messenger RNA from Thyridium curvatum, 1566 nucleotides. RefSeq lists its product as uncharacterized. The transcript has 5 exons. The record is from RefSeq and is a predicted model, not a curated record. Gene Ontology annotation, molecular function: heme binding; oxidoreductase activity, acting on paired donors, with incorporation or reduction of molecular oxygen; iron ion binding. NCBI's taxonomy places the organism in Eukaryota, Fungi, Ascomycota, Sordariomycetes, Thyridiales, Thyridiaceae. The coding region runs from base 1 to 1566 and encodes 521 amino acids.
AUGUGCAUCCCGGCCAUAGAAGAUAUACAACACUUCCUCGGACACUUCACUGGACUAAUCUCUGACCUCAUCGCUUUCAGGUUCGCGAAAUGGGCUAAGGAAUACGGGCCCAUCUUCAGCCUGACAGUUGGACCUACGAAUAUUGUGGUACUUUGCGACCGCCGCGCAGCACACAAGCUACUAGUCGAGAAGGGCAAUAUCUAUUCGGAGAGACCCCACAACCAUGUCGCAGACCUCCUGAGCUCCGGGGAGCAAAUCUCCUUUGGCUCGCUGACACCGGCUUGGAGGGAGAAGAGGAAGAUCGUCUCGCAUAACUUCUCGCCGAAGCGACUUGACGAAGACCACUUCAAGGUCCAAGAGGCAGAGAAGACUGUCCUCAUGACGAAUCUAUUGCAUCAUCCGGAGACCUUUUAUCAAGAAAUACGCCGUUAUACAGCUUCUGUUGUCACAUCAAUCACCUUUGGCUACCGAGCGCCUACAUAUGAUUCCUUCUGGGGACGUACUGUAUACGAUUUCAUGGACGAGUGGACGGUUUGUUUAGAACCAGGUGUGAACCCACCGGUCGAUGAAUUCCCGAUUCUGCAAUACCUCCCGACCCCUCUAGCAGCGUGGAAGCGCCGAGCUCUGGCUGCGAGAGACCAUACUUACGAGUUCUUGAGCGAGGCCAGGGAUCGUGUCGAAAAGCGCCGUGCCAAGGGUGAGAAGCGAGACUGCAUUAUGGAUCGUCUCUUGGAUGAAUCCGAAAAGCAAGGACGUCCAGCAGCCCUGACUGAACGAGGGUUCAUCAAUGCCAUGGGAGAGGUUGUCGAGGGAGGGGCCGACACAACGGCUUCUCAGCUGUUGACACUGAUCUUGGCUCUCACCCUUUACCCAGAAGUCCAAGAGCGAGCCCGACGUGAGAUCGACGCGGUUUGUGGCACACAGAGGUCGCCACGCUGGGACGACUUCUCAAGCUUGCCCUAUAUCAACUGUAUCGUCAAGGAAGGAAUGCGGUGGAGGCCAAAGCAAGUGUGCCCUUCGAAUCACAGCUGUGUCCCAUAUAUUGCUAACCCGAGCGGUGGCCGUAGUACCCCAGUAGGAUUCCCUCAUAGGGUGACACAGGAUGAUGAAUAUGAAGGCAUGUUCAUUCCCAAGGACUCCAUAGUCUUUCUUCCGUCUUUGGUGAUCAAUUACGAUCAGGAUUUCUACAAAGACCCGGACUCUUUCAAGCCUGAGAGGUAUCUAUCUCAUCCAAAGCUAGCGAACGACUACGCUGGCAGUCCGGACUGGGCGAACCGGGAUCACUACAGCUACGGGAUUGGCCGACGCAUCUGUCCCGGCAUCCACUUGGCCGAGCGCAACCAGUGGCGCAUCGCUGCCAACUUGCUCUGGGCAUUUGAAUUCUCGGAGCCCGUCAACCCCGAGACGGGGGAGAUUGAGCAUCUAGACCCGGAAGCAUACACCCCCGGGCUUUUGCAGACGCCGUUGCCUUUCAAAGUCCAGAUCAAGGUCCGCUCUCAAGCGCAUGCAGAGACUAUUCAACGAGAAUAUGCCGAGGCAUUGGACUUUAUGAAGCAGUAUGAGUAG